This is a messenger RNA of Mangifera indica (mango), 3023 nucleotides long. Its product is annotated as protein CLMP1-like. NCBI's taxonomy places the organism in Eukaryota, Viridiplantae, Streptophyta, Magnoliopsida, Sapindales, Anacardiaceae. Gene Ontology annotation, molecular function: protein binding. The coding region runs from base 283 to 2610 and encodes 775 amino acids. The transcript has a single exon. The record is from RefSeq and is a predicted model, not a curated record.
GUUUCAUCUCCGUUAAGCCCCACUUUCCAUUGCCCAACAUUUCUCUGAACUCCUAUUCUGCCCUCAAAUUCAGCUUCUGAAACUUCACUGGGCAUCACCCUAUUAACGAUUUCCAAAGUAAAUAGCCUAAAGUUUUAAGCUUUAUAAUUUGUAAGUGCAUCCUUUUCUUUCUUUUUUUUUCUUAUUUCUUCCUCAUAAAGGUAAAAAUUUUCCUUCAAAACGGUAGGAUUGUUUCUUCAAUCUUAUUUUGAUUAGAUAGAAGGUUAAGUUAAAAAUUUUUAUAUGGGGAAGUCUGGAGGAAGAAGGAAGAAGGGCGGUUCAAACACAAACCAAGUUUCAGGUGACAAUUCAAAUGCAAAUGCUAAUGGUGGUUUUGAUAUGGACUCUUCAAUCUUUUUGAAGAGGGCUCAUGACCUUAAAGAGGAAGGUAACAAGAGGUUUCAAAAUAAGGAUUAUGUGGGUGCUCUUGAACAAUAUGAUAAUGCUCUUAGGCUGACUCCGAAAAACCACCCUGACCGGGCUGUGUUCCAUAGCAAUAGGGCUGCUUGUUUAAUGCAAAUGAAACCUGUGGAUUAUGAAACUGUGAUUGCUGAGUGUACUAUGGCACUUCAGGUUCAGCCUAGGUUCGUUCGAGCUCUUCUUCGGAGGGCCAGGGCGUUGGAGGCCAUAGGGAGGUAUGAAAUGGCGAUGCAGGAUGUUCAGGUGUUGUUAGGGGCUGACCCUAAUCACCAGGAUGCUUUGGAGAUUGGUCGACGAUUGAGGACUGCAUUGGGACCUCGCCAGGAGGCUCAGCAGGAUCUCCAGAGCCGCCCAUCACCUGCUGCUCUUGGAGCUUCUGCUGUUCGUGGUGCUCCAAUCGCUGGCCUUGGGCCUUGUUUACCUGCUCGUCCUGUAGCAAAGAAGGCUGCAGCUUCACCAGGGUCAGUUGUAUCUCCUACUAAUAAGCUGGAGAAGCCUCAAAUGGAUUCGACUACAGAAAAUGGUACUGAGACCAAAGUCCAGUUGCCAAAGCUUGUGUUGAAGCCAUCAAAUGGUUCUUCAAAAGCUUCUGGCAAUCCAGGCAGGAAUAAUCAGACUGAGCAGUCUCUAUCUUCAUUGGUGCAAUUGCCUGCACGUGGACAAACUUUGGAGGUAGCAAUUAAGUGGAGGCCAUUGAAGCUCGUUUAUGAUCAUGAUAUAAGACUUGCCCAGAUGCCAGUGAAUUGCAGUUUCAAAGUGUUAAGGGAGAUUGUGAGCAAGCGUUUCCCUUCGUCAAAGUCAGUUUUGGUCAAGUAUAAGGAUAAUGAUGGAGACUUGGUAACUAUUACCUGUACAGGGGAACUGAGGCUGGCAGAGGCCUCUGCAGACAGUAUUAUGACAAAAGAACCAGAAACUGAUAUAUCCGAAUCAUUUGGUAUGUUGAGAUUGCAUAUUGUCGAGGUAAGUCCAGAACAAGAGCCACCAUUGCUGGAAGAAGAGGAGGAUAAACCUCUUGAGAGUGAGGGAACUAAGGGCGAAGAAAGUGGGUCUCAUUCGUCUCUUGGUGAGUCUGUUCUGGAAGCUGCUGAUACUGAGAUUGACAAGGCAGUGAUAGAAGCUCCCAAGGAGAAAUUAGGAGUUUCAGAAGAUCCUGAGAACAAGGAAGUGGAGAUGGACGAUUGGUUGUUUGAGUUUGCUCAACUAUUCCGUAUGCAUGUUGGUAUUGACCCUGAUGCUCAUAUUGACUUGCAUGAGCUUGGCAUGGAGCUCUGCUCAGAGGCUCUUGAGGAGACAGUUACCACUGAAGAAGCUCAAAACCUAUUUGACAAGGCUGCCUUAAAGUUCCAGGAGGUGGCUGCUUUGGCUUUCUUCAACUGGGGAAAUGUUCAUAUGUGUGCAGCAAGGAAACGAAUCCCCUUGGAUGAGUCUGCUGGAAAGGAUGUUGUAGCAGCACAACUUCAAAUGGCUUAUGACUGGGUGAAGGAAAAAUAUUCUUUGGCCAAAGAGAAGUAUGAGGAGGCGCUCUUGAUCAAACCUGACUUUUAUGAAGGUCUGCUGGCAUUGGGCCAACAGCAAUUUGAAAUGGCCAAACUUCAUUGGUCUUUUGCGCUUGCUAAGAAAAUAGAUCUUUCAGGGUGGAAUGCUGCUGAGACACUUCAACUUUUUGAUAGUGCAGAGGAGAAGAUGAACGCUGCAACCGAGAUGUGGGAGAAACUAGAGGAGCAGAGAGCUCUUGAGCUAAAAGAUCCUAAUGCAAUCAAGAAGGAUGAAUUGUCAAAGAGGAGGAAGAAACAAGGAAGGGGUCUGGAUGGGGAGCCCUCAGGAAGUGGUGAGCUUUCAGCCGAUGAAGCUGCAGAACAAGCAGCUGUUAUGAGAUCACAGAUACACCUUUUCUGGGGUAACAUGCUUUUUGAGCGCUCCCAAAUUGAAUGCAAAUUAGGGAUGGAUGGUUGGAAGAAAAAUCUUGAUGCGGCUGUUGAUCGUUUUAAACUCGCUGGAGCUUCAGAGACUGACAUUUCCAUGGUUCUGAAGAAUCAUUGCUCCAAUGGAGAUGCAUUAGAAGGAGAUGAAAAGAAUAAUCAGAAUGUAAAUUCUGGCGUUACUGAUGAAGCUGAUAACAAAAAUGUUGCCGAUCAAGUAUCACAGAAUUAAUGUGCAUGGCGACUGCAACAAAUAUUAACAUGCAUAUACAAAUCACAAUCAUGUACCUGGUAAAGAGAAAUUGCAUUCUACUCUCAUUUAAGGUUGGCUUGCCUUUAGGAGUUGAAAAUUUUUCGGUACCAGUAUUAAGAAGUAUAAUCAGAAGAUUUUGGCUUAGGGGUCUCCCAGUUAAAUAAUCAGAAGAUUUUGGAUUAGGGGUCUCCCAGUUAAUUUUCAGGGUGACUGGUUUACAAAAUUGUUUGCAAUACCGAUGAGUUUCUUAUAAACAGUUUUAUGUACUUUCAGGUUCUGAUUUUUGGCCUUGCUGCCCCAUAUUUGUUUUCAUGUGAUUUAUUAUUGUCAUGCUUGAUGUUUUAAAGGGUGUGGCAUAUUCAUUGUGAAGAGUGGAUGUUGCACUUUUGAAA